AUGUUCCGAUUUGUCGCAUUUCUUGCUGCCAUCGCUGUAGCCCAGGCCGCUUACACGUUGAACCCGGCUGGUCCGACCUACGCCGGAAUCCACACACCAGCCAUCACUAGCCAGCAGUCGAACAUCCUGCGAAGCUACGGAAACCUUGGCCAAAUUUCGACCUACUCGAAGACCAUCGAUACCCCGUACUCGUCCGUGAGCAAGUCCGAUGUACGAGUGAGCAACCCAGGUGUGGCAGUUGGCCACAUUGGCGCUGCCUAUCCACAUGCCAUUGCUCCCGCUUACGCUCACCCGGCAUACGCACAUGCGGCGUACGCUGCCCCGGCCGUUAAGGCGGCUCCGGCGCUCCUUGGCGUUGCCUAUUCUGCUGCCCCGGCCGUUGCUCACAUGACCUACAGCAACGGACUCGGUAUUAACUAUGCUUGGUAA
Molecule: messenger RNA, 429 nt
Organism: Anopheles marshallii
Lineage: Eukaryota; Metazoa; Arthropoda; Insecta; Diptera; Culicidae
Product: pupal cuticle protein C1B-like
Exons: 2
Coding region: 1-429 (142 amino acids)
Source: RefSeq, a predicted model, not a curated record